UACAUAGCACUUAAAACUGCUUUAUUUAUAUUUACAACACCGAAAUUUUAUCAUUUACAUAAAUGACCUUCAAAAACAUUCGAUAUCGCGAAUCGCAGAACAGCCGAGCCUUCCACGAAUCGCAGAACAGCCGGCCGCAGCAUUUGGCCUCUUGCCCUGUUGAGCUAUAUAGCUGCUCCCAGCCCGAAGCCCAUCUUCUCCCAGACAACAGCUACGAAAAGAAAAAAGGGGUCAGAAGAGGAAGAAAAAAAAAGGAACUUUUGGGCAUGAGUUUGAGAAAAGCCAGAUUUUUCCGGUUGCGCCGAAGGCUUGUACCGGUCUGGCGAUGGAUUCGAUCGAGAAGAUACAACCGCCUCGAUCAAGAUAAAUCACCGGCUAUUGCGCCGGCAAGCAGACUACUCUGGUGGGUACGUUCUCUCAGCAGGAGAAUUCGCGUGGCUUCAAUCAGCUGCAGCGGCAGCGCUGAAGGCUCGAAAGGGUUGCUGUUGGAGGUGGAACAGAGGCCGCCACCAAAGGGCUAUCUGUCGGUGUACGUGGAAGACGAUGCAGAUGAUCGGCUGCAGCGUUACUUGGUUCCUGUUUUGUAUUUUAACCAUCCGCUUUUUGGGGAGCUGCUCAGGGAGGCUGAGGAGGAGUUUGGAUUUCAACAUCCAGGGGGAAUAACGAUCCCCUGCCCGUCAUGGCGAUUCGAGCGGAUUCAGAACAGGAUUGCCGCCGGUCAUGCGGCCGCUCGCCGGAAGCGCCAUGGCCGACGUUUGCUCUGGCUUUCGUGACGCCGGUUGAGUUUACAAGCUUUAAUUAAAGUUGUGGGAAGGAUGAUUUCUU
This is a messenger RNA of Phalaenopsis equestris, 825 nucleotides long. RefSeq names its product auxin-responsive protein SAUR36. The transcript has a single exon. The record is from RefSeq and is a predicted model, not a curated record. Gene Ontology annotation, biological process: response to auxin. Lineage: Eukaryota; Viridiplantae; Streptophyta; Magnoliopsida; Asparagales; Orchidaceae. The coding region runs from base 63 to 773 and encodes 236 amino acids.